UAGGAAGGCGUUUUUACUCUUCCAGUUUCAGAUAUUUGCAGCAGUUCGAUCUGGAGGCGCUUAUACCAGCAGUAGCUUCUUGCCGCCGCUUCGCGCAGACAUCGUCCCUCCAAGUCAGCCAAGAAAUGAAAACCUCUGAAGCCUAAUGUGGAUGCUGUAGAGUGGGAAUCCCACCCAGCAGCGGUUGAAUCCGUCCAGAAGCGGACCUGGCAUGUCAGCGAAAUGAGUGCGAAGGCCACCAUGACUAACCAGGAGAAGUGGAUCACCCUCAGCCCCGCAGAAUUCUCUCAGCUACAGAAGUACGCCCAGUACUCCACAAAGAAGCUUAAGGAUGUUCUUGAGGAAUUCCAUGGUGCUGGUGUGCUUGUGAAAUACAACCCAGAGCAGAAGGAGGAUAUUCUCAGUCAACCAAUUGACUUUGAAGGCUUCAAACUGUUUAUGAAAACAUUCUUGGAAGCUGAGCUGCCCGAUGACUUCUGUCAGCAUCUGUUCCUGUCAUUCAAGAACAAAUCAUCUCUUCCGAGCCCCUCAUCACAGGCGAGAAAUUCCAGCAGUCCUUCACUCGAUGCGGGGGGACUUAAAAGCUCUGAAACAAAGAGUGAGCUGCAGAUUAUUCAAGAAACAUCAUCUCCUUCUGUAACAUCUUCCCUUGCCAGCACUGAUGGGUCAGACGUGGUUCAGCUGAAGGAUAUAGUUUGCUACUUGUCGUUACUGGAGGGAGGUCGGCCGGAGGACAAGUUAGAAUUCAUGUUUCGUCUUUAUGACACUGAUGGAAAUGGGUCGCUAGAUAGCUCGGAACUUGACCAGAUCAUCAGUCAAAUGAUGCAUGUUGCUGAAUAUCUACAAUGGGAUGUGACCGAGCUCAAACCUAUUCUUCAGGAGAUGAUGGAGGAGAUAGAUUAUGAUCAUGAUGGCACGGUGUCUCUGGAAGAAUGGAUUCAGGGAGGAAUGACAACAAUCCCACUCCUGGUUCUCUUGGGUCUGGAAACGAAUGUGAAAGAUGAUGGGCAACACGUGUGGAGACUGAAACACUUCAACAAACCCGCCUAUUGCAAUCUCUGCUUGAACAUGCUGAUUGGUCUUGGCAAGCAAGGCCUCUGCUGUUCCUUCUGCAAGUAUACAGUUCAUGAACGGUGUGUGUCCAGAGCUCUUCCCUCCUGCAUCAACACCUAUGUCAAGUCAAAAAAGAAUGCAACUGUAAUGCAUCACUUCUGGGUGGAAGGAAACUGUCCAAAGAAAUGUGACAAAUGCCAUAAAACCAUCAAGUGUUAUCAGGGUCUUACAGGCCUUCAUUGUGUAUGGUGUCAAAUCACUCUACACAACAAGUGUGCAUCCCACAUGAAACCGGAAUGUGACUUUGGACCACUGAAAGAUCAUAUCUUACCCCCAGCUUCGAUUUGUCCCAUUGUAUUGGAUAGGCAAACCACUGUGAAAAGAAGAGAUGAUAAUUCCCUGCAAACAAAAAAGUCAGAGGAGCGCACCAAGAUACAACGAGCUAACUCUGUCACUGUUGACGGGCAGGGUUUGCAGAUCACGCCAGUUCCAGGCACACAUCCUCUUCUGGUGUUCGUCAAUCCCAAAAGUGGUGGGAAACAAGGAGAAAGAAUCUUCAGAAAAUUCCAGUUUCUUCUGAAUCCACGCCAGGUUUACAGUCUCGGUAGUAGUGGCCCAAUGCCAGGGUUAAAUUUUUUCCGAGAUGUUCCUGACUUUAGACUUCUGGCCUGUGGUGGAGAUGGAACAGUAGGAUGGAUCCUCGAUUGCAUAGACAAAGCAAAUUUGCCUCAGCAUCCUCCAGUGGCAGUUCUUCCACUUGGAACUGGCAAUGACUUGGCUCGGUGUCUUAGAUCAGGAGGAGGUUACGAAGGUGAGAGUCUGAUGAAGAUUAUCAAAGACAUUGAGAACUGCACAGUGGUCAUGCUGGACAGAUGGAAAAUUGAGGUGAUUCCCAAUAACAAGGAAGAAAAGGGAGACCCUGUGCCUUACAAUAUUAUCAACAACUACUUCUCUAUAGGGGUGGAUGCAUCGAUAGCCCACAGAUUCCAUAUCAUGCGGGAGAAACAUCCUGAGAAGUUCAACAGUCGAAUGAAGAACAAAUUCUGGUAUUUUGAAUUUGGGACAUCUGAAACAUUCUCUGCUACUUGCAAGAGACUACAUGAAUAUGUAGAGAUAGAGUGUGAUGGAAUUCUACUGGACUUGAGCAAUAUGCCCUUAGAAGGUAUAGCUGUUUUGAAUAUACCGAGCAUACAUGGUGGAUCGAACCUGUGGGGGGAGAGCAAAAAACGACGCAGUUAUCAUCGAACCAGCAAAAAGGUGCCAGAUAAGCGGACAGUUAUAGAUGCCAAAGAGCUGAAAUACUGUGUUCAAGAUGUAAGUGACCAGUUAGUUGAAGUAAUCGGUUUGGAAGGGGCCAUGGAAAUGGGACAGAUCUACACUGGGUUAAAAAGUGCAGGGAAAAGGCUGGCACAAUGCUCCUUGGUAACUAUCAGAACCAGCAAGUUCCUACCAAUGCAGAUUGAUGGAGAACCUUGGAUGCAAACCCCUUGCACGAUUACAAUAAAUCAUAAGAACCAAGCCCCAAUGCUGAGGGCACCACCUCCCAAGAGUGGCUUUGUCUCUUCAAUCAUCAAGAGGACUAGGAGUUAAGACACAAGGAAGAAAAAAAACUAUGUGCAUUUUUCUCUUCAAAUGAGAACAAGGAAUUACAAACAAGUUGCACUCUCUAAGAAUCACCCUCUGGUGGAAUCUUCCCAAUGAAAGCACAUAUUGGAAAUCUGGUUUUACCCAGUUCAGGGUCUUCCUGACCACUUAUAAUCAUAAUCACAAAGUCAGGUAAUACAUGACCAAAAUUACAUUAGGCAUCAUCAGCAGAUGAGGCUUUCCCUAACUGCAAAGGUAGAAAAGCAACCCUCUUCCCCAACUAAAUUACUGUAGACCAUGUACUUGCACAGUUGUCAUUUCUAUGAUUGAAUAUAAGAAUUGUCAUGAAAGCUUUGUUGGAACAUAUGGCGUUGGUCUGCAGUUUAUGGAUGACAAGCAUUUAUCUUCUACUGCAGAUUUACCCUCCGAGCUUUAACCUUUUGGCAAAUGUUAAGGAGUCAAUUUUUGCCUCAGAGCUAUUCACUUUGAAUAAGCUUUCCUGUCAUUGGGACAGAGGGUUAAAGUGACAGCAAUUAAAGAUAUUAAACUUUAAUACAGAGCAAACCCAAACAGAGCAUUUAAUGUCACAUUAGAAACAUUUAUAGGGAAUUCCUUGUCCUCUAUUGAAACUAAAAUGUUAACAAUGUCUUUAAUAUCACAAGAAUUUCAUACAGAAUAUAUCAGAGAACUUAUUACUGGUGUAAUGCAGCAGGAUUUCAAUCCUAUUAUCAGAUGUACAAAAUGUGAUGGAAAGUUACUUUUGAAGCAGUUUGUCAGAUCCCAGCUUUUCCUGCCAUAUAACAGAGGGGGCUGGAGACUUGGGUGGGCAGGUGCUCUUUUGUUUCUCCCACCAAAUUUGCUCAAAUACUAUUGCAAAUGACUGAAAUUGUGUGCACAAUAUAAAAGCUGGCAGUGCAGCUGAAUUCUCUGCCAGUGAUUCUGUACUUCUGACUUUUCCCACACAACAUACCAUUCAGCAGAAUGGUUUACAAGAAGUCAAGGGUAAAGAGGCUGCAAGAAUCUGCAAUUCAGGUAAUAAAUGGAUCUUUGUGUUAUGUUUCCAGUGUCUUGUGCUCCAUGGAAGUAGGACAAACUCAUAACAUUGCCCAGAAGAUCUUUUUAAGUGGCUAACUUUACAAGGAACCUGUUUCCUGCCAGACUUUUGUUAAAUGCUCUUAGCUGGGCCAAGCGAUUCAUCAGAAGUGAACAGGAGAAAUCCACUUCACUAGCCUACAUGGUUAUGCCUUUAUUCCCAUUGCCCCUUGAUUUAGCACAACAGCUGAGAAUCAAUUCAAUUUACCAAACCAAAAUUGAUAGUCAUAUUACAGAGAGAAACCUUGGCUCAGAAAUCCUUGUUGCUCUGAAAAGGACAUUGAGCAUGUUGUGCAUGCAGGCCAGUCUGUGUUUUUUGAGACGGCCUGCAGUUACAAAGUUCUGUUUUGGCACUGUAUGCAGUAGCAUGGGUUUUGCAUGUCUGACUCCCUCAAAGGCCUUUUCCUUUCUAGAACGGUGGAGCAAAUGUAAAAUAAAAUGGUUGGGUCACAGGCCAAAAGGACUUGGUGGAAUAAGGUCCAUGUGGGGUUUAAGGGACAGGCAUUGCUAUCAGCUGCAGAGGUUAGGCUGGAUUCAGUUGAGGUGGGUAUUAAGAAUGAUGUGCUGUGGGAAAAAAUCUGGGGCGGGGGCUGAAAGAUAAAGGAUUGAGGGAAAUGUGCAACAUCAGGCUUGUUUUUAUGCUUCAAGGUCUACAAAUAGUUCAAGUACCAAACUAGCAAAACAAAGUAGAUUUCAAUUAAACUUGGCUUCACAGCCUUUGUGAAGGCUCACUUCUGCAUGGGUAAUCCUUGGUGCCUGCACAGCAGUGUCCAAUGACAUGCAGGGCACAUCUGGUUGCCACUUCUGCAAAUUCCAUUUUUACAUAUGUGGCUUAUGGAUGUGCGGAAGCAGCCUUUCACAAUAAACGACUGGCUGACACUGGGGAAACAUUUUUUUUGUUUAUGGAUAAAUUAGGCAGGUAUAAUAUGACAGAAUAAAUGCCACACAUUCAGGUCUGUUCUGUGUGCUGCUUUCUGCAUUUUCAUGUACAAGCAGCACUGAGGGAGAAUGAUCUUGGUAUCUUGACAACUUGGUCAAUAUUUUAUGAUCAGUGCCCCUACAGUAAAUCAAUUAUUCAACUAAAAUUAUAAUUGGAAUAUUCAGAUUUGUUUAUAAAUUUGUUUUCUUUUCCAUGGCAAGUGUCUAAGUGGGAGAUGAAAGCAGAUUCAAUGAUGAUAAAUUUGAGACUGCAUAUGCUUGCAAAGACAAAAUAUAUACUAGGAUACAAAACUAAUUCAAAAAUUCAGUACUACAGAUUAAAUGAAUACUCUGUGAUUCACUGCAUUGUCUCCUAAGGAAAUAGCAAAGAUCACUGCUGCAAGGGAAUGUCUUAACUAAGAUAGCAGAAGAGUUUAAAAGGACUUCUCCUACGAUUUUGUAUAUAAUUUUUGCAUGUUACUAUGAGCAAAUUGCCAUUCUAAAUAUGUUAUGGUGACAUUAUGAUAUUUUACCAUCCAAUGUGGUGUUCUUAAAAUGCUUUAUUUUAAUCUCAGCAUGUUUGUUUGCUAAAUGCCACUUUGAAAGGGCACAAUUC
Molecule: messenger RNA, 5263 nt
Organism: Pristis pectinata (smalltooth sawfish)
Lineage: Eukaryota; Metazoa; Chordata; Chondrichthyes; Rhinopristiformes; Pristidae
Gene: dgkb
Product: diacylglycerol kinase, beta
Exons: 25
Coding region: 223-2643 (806 amino acids)
Biological process (GO): lipid phosphorylation; intracellular signal transduction; diacylglycerol metabolic process
Cellular component (GO): plasma membrane
Molecular function (GO): ATP-dependent diacylglycerol kinase activity; calcium ion binding
Source: RefSeq, a predicted model, not a curated record